AUGACAAAUAUACUGGAAAGUUUCCCCUUUGAGAUCAAUGUCUUAUUUCUUGAACAUUACUUGGUCGAAACAGAUGAUAUAUUGAAUUAUUUACAAGUUGUCCCUUCAAUGAAUUCUCAUUUCAAAGCUAAUUUUAAAGUGGUUAGUGAUCAAAUCAAUCAUAGCAAAUAUAAUAAGUUAUCAGAAGGCUGUUUGAUAUCAUAUGACUCUAUGCAGGAAUUACUCAAGGAUUUGAGAGAACCUCAAAGGUUUAAGGGUAUUGUCUUAAUGGAAUAUCUUAAAUCUGAGCAUUUUCAACAAUUUGAUCCUGAUUCUUAUUCGUAUGAUAUUUUUGAAACGGUUCAUGAACAAACGAAAUUCAGAUACACAUUUUAUGGAUCCUUUGAAGACACGCAGCCAGAAAUUCCUAAUAUUAUAAUGAUUCGUUUUUUCCAUUUUGAGUUAAAACAUAAAAUAUCUCAUAUUAGUUUUCCUGAUGUCGAAUUUUUACCUUCAUUCGGUCACUUCCCAAAUACAAAAAUUGAACUAAAUUUCUUAAAGUUGAAGAAAAUUGAGUAUCAUGCGUAUAAAAAACACAUCAAGACAUUCAGUCUUAAUAUUGAGUAUUGUACAUCAUUGGAAAAUCUAAUUCUUAUGGGUAUCCAUGAUAAAUUCACAUUCCCUGAAUCAUUUGUCUUUCCUAAGAGCCUAAGACUUAUUUUAUAUGGGUCAACCGCUUUGGAUUUAGAAUCACCAUGGUUCUUUAAAUCACAAUGGGUUCAAAAUUUAGAAUACUUAUCUCUUGAAGAUUCAAGAUAUGAGCAUCCAAGACCAAUUUUAAUGGUUGAUUUGAAUUUCCCCAAAUUGAAAACGUUACAAUUGAGCUGUAAACCAACCGAUGUUAUUAUAUUCCAAAACUUCACAGCAGACUCAUUAGAGAUCUUUUCCAUUUAUUCACCAAGUACUAAUGUAAUUAUUAACGGCUUCAAGGCACAGAAUAUUAAAAACUUCACAAUCUCAGCAAGAUCAUGUAUCAUUGACAAUUUUGAAGAAAUCACAAAUCUAGAAUUAGAUUUUGAAAUUGAUGUUAAAAAUUUACCAGAAUUCAAUACUAAUGAAGAAAAAGUGAAUUUCCAAAACAAGAGUUGGUCUUUCCUAAGGAGGGCUAAGAGUGGAACGAUUACAAGGUAUCAACAUGUUUUAAGAGGGUUAGAAAUGGUUAAUCUAGAAAAAUUAGAACUGUUGAAAAUCAAGUAUUUGUCUAAAGAUCACUUGGACCUGAAUAAAAUUGCACAAUUUCCCUCGUUAACAAGACUUUACAUAGACGCAGAUUAUGCCGAAUAUGAAAUUGAUGGAAUUAUUGCUCCCAUAAGAUUCAACGCUCCACAUCUCAAGUUCUUAUACCUUGGAUGCCAACUAUAUUUCAACAACUUUUAUCAAUACAUUGAUGGAAACUUCCCUGAACUUGUUGAAUUGAUUGUAUGUUAUAAAAGUGGUGGAUUAAGUUAUUUUGGAUCUGAUCCUUUAACGAUUGAUACAGGGAUUUUUAAGAAUCUUGAAACUUUAAAGUUUUCAAUGUAUGCACGUUCAAUAAAGCUAUCGAAUUGUGGAUUUCCUAAAUUGAAAACAUUGGAUUUAGUUAAUAACAGUGAGUCCAUUAAGAAACUCAAGUUUAAAAAAGUUAAUGCGCCAAAGUUGAAAGAAUUAUCUAUUGAAAAUUAUAAUAUUUCAACAAUUGGACCAUUUACAAAUAGAAUUUAUUCAAAAUUAAAAUCAAUCAAAAUUAAAAAUUGUCAAAUAUCUGCAGGAUUAGAAAUUAUUCCUUUUAGGAUUUUGAAAAAUGUUGAUGUCAAACUUUUAUACAAAAAUAACUCAUAG
Messenger RNA from Hansenula ciferrii, 1857 nucleotides. RefSeq lists its product as uncharacterized. Gene Ontology annotation, molecular function: alpha-tubulin binding. Gene Ontology annotation, biological process: protein folding. The transcript has a single exon. The record is from RefSeq and is a predicted model, not a curated record. The coding region runs from base 1 to 1857 and encodes 618 amino acids. NCBI's taxonomy places the organism in Eukaryota, Fungi, Ascomycota, Saccharomycetes, Phaffomycetales, Wickerhamomycetaceae.